AUGGCAGUGAACAUCUGCCCGUAUAUCUCAGUAAUCCAUGUAUUUCCAACAAGUGGUAUAGUUUCAAAUAAUAAUGAGUUAAUGAGAGGGGGAAGCAGCACAGUGUUCAUCAUGGAAAUGCAAGUUGCUCUAUUUAUACGUAAAUGUGCCGCCGACGCGCAUGCGCAAGAUACCGUAGCAUGCACGCCACCUGUUGAUUCCAAGGCCCUCUACAAUAUUACUGCAUCUAUGGAGCGCAAACGAAUGCGUGUAAAAACUUGUGUCAGUGUUACAUAUGCACUGUACAAUGACUCUCCUAAAUCCAGUGACGUACAUGGUGACUCCCCUAAAUUGGGCAAUGUACAUGGUGACUUUCGGAAAUCUGAUGAUGAAGAUGUUGACGACGAUGAUGAUGGGGAACUUUCGGACUCGAGUCAGAGUGGCAGAUCUAGCAGACAGAGUGAUGUAUCUUCUGUAAAAUCUAAGAGAAGUGAACAAAAUGUUAUUGUUGUGAAUGCUGUUGAAAUUGUAAAUAAAGAAGAAACUCUGAAUGUCAAUCAGAAACAGGAGAAAAAUGAGAUGGAAACUGAAAGUACAGUUAAAAAAGAUAGUAUUCCUGGUCAUGGCGAAGAUUUAUCUGAUGUUUCAGAUUUAGACAGUAAUGAUGGUAAUGAUAGUUUGGAUGCAAUAUCUGAAGAAGACCGCCAGAAAAGAAAGAAUGAAGAGAACAAAAAAGUUGAGGAUGGAAAAGUAAGGAAAGACUCUUCUGCCGAGGAGGAAAUGGAACAGUUAGAUUUUGAAGCUGAAGAACAGCAGGAAAAGGAAGACAGAGAAGAAGGUGAGAAGAGUGAUGAUGAAGGUGAAUUGAAGGGUGAUGAUUUAGAAGAAGGAGAACCAACUGAUGAUGAUGAAAAUCGGCCCGAGGAAACAGAGCCACGGCCAGUUUGUCGAUUUUACAACUGUGGACAAUGCACUUGGGGCUCUAAUUGCAGAUUUCUGCAUCCCGGUGUGACUGACAAAGGAAAUUACACAAUGUUUGAUAUGGUGAGGCCUCUUGUGCCGAUGAAUGGUCCACCAGUAUACCCAGCGAUGGACUACAGGCCAUAUGAGAGAGUACCUAUGGGUGCUCCUUACGCAGGACCUCGGAAAGAUGACCCACCAGUUUUUGAGUCAGCUUGGGAAAGAGGCUUGCAGCAGGCUAAAGAGAUGAUGCGGAAGUCCACGAAGCGCAAGGAAACAGAUAUGGAUUUUGAAGAGAAGAAGAUGAAUCUUAGUCUCGGCCAAGAAGAAUUGGAUAAGGAGAAUGAUUACUACACACGUCCAGCUAGUCCAAUACUGAGAGACGACGCAGAUUGGUGGGGAGGUUAUAUGUAUGACAGCAUGAGUCCGGAUGCAGAGACAAAGUACCGCCCACAUGUCUGAGAGAGCAGCAUAUUGGCAGACCGAUUCGAAGAUGUGCCAGAGUCUCCAUACUACCACAGCUCCCGAGGAGGCAGCGACUAUUGGCGGCGUGUUCACUACGAACCUGGAGAGUCACGUGCUCUUCGUGUGGAAGCUGAGUACAGCAGAAGUGAACGUUCAAGCAAGUACCACCAGCGUUCCAGUGGGCCUUCCUCACACUACUAUGACAAAUAUGAUAAGAAAAGUAGUUCUAGUAGCAGUCGUCAGAAACCACCACCUUCACGAGAAGUCAUUGUGGAGUGUGCAGAGAAAGCUUGGCAGGAUGACAGGUAUGCAGAAAUAUCUGUUCCAAGCCACAGAGGCCGGGGAGAUCAGUGGGCUGAUCCAUGGAUGCGUUCAAAGUCACCAUCCAGUAGAAAAACAGGAUCAUCAAACAAAUGGCCCACUCGGCGUCCUUCUUAUUCAUCAGCAUCCUCAUACCCUUCGUCUAGUUUGAGUCGAAGUUCCAGUCAUUCCAGCUACAGUUCUUACAGUCGCGAUUCACGGUCCGGGUCCCGUUCGAAGUCCAAGUCAGUGUCGCGGUCCAGGUCCCGCUCCAGAUCUCGCGCACCUCAUUCCCGAUCUAGCUCGAGGACACCCCUGUCCCGUGCACGAAGGGAAGGCAAUCGACCUCUCAUUCCUACUGCACGCACUACAACUGCGGCCACUGCAGCUGCAGCCACUGCUGCUGCUGCUACUGCUGCUGCAUCUGCCAACAAUGAUGCACCUCGUUCACCCCCUGCCUCUCCUCGUAAGCCCUUCUCUAAGACAUCAGCAGCAGAACCAUGAUCAUUUGUCAAGACUGCCAAGCCACUUGCAUCAACAGUUACUCAGUCAGAGAAAAAGGCAGCUAAUGAAAGGGUACUCCUGAUGAACCCGCCAGCUCCCAGUCCUCGCAAGCCGAAGGAAGUAAGACCACCUUCGCCUGGAAUGAGGAGUAAAUCUGCACAGAAUCUUCCAGCACCUGUUCAAAAUACAGCUCCUCCUCGCAUUCCUGCUGUCUCCAAAUUAGCAAUGGAUCAUUCCAAAAUUGUUUUGGCUGCUGCAAUGUCUAAUAAAGAAAAGCAACGUUCACAAUCUCGAUCAAGGUCAAGAUCGAGGUCUCGGUCAUCACGAUCUUCAUCUGGCUCAGAUUCAAGGGGUUCCAGCAGUGAUUCAUCAGGUUCCAGCUAUUCUUCAUCUUCAAGCAGCAGGGAACCUUCACCAAGAGUCGUGCGGCCUCAGAAGCAUGUGGUAAUAGAUGAGAGAGAAAGACUUGCCCUUACACAGUCUUUGAAGGUUAAAGCAAUGGAUGCAUUAAAGCUCUCUGGUCAAAAGCAGCAGAUCAAAUUAACCUUGAAAACACCUGGGUCAAACCCUGCAGCACCUGCAAAACGGACUGUUACUGGUCUUCCAGAGCUCCCAGAACUAAACUUGGUUCGAAGAGAUCGAGCAGCGCCAGCAAUUAUAGCAGGCCGGAAAAGACCAGCGGAUAUGCCAUUGUCAGCAGAGUCAGUUUUAGCAGCCAAGGUGGCCGCGCUUUCUAAACAAGGAAGCAGCAAGAAAGCAACUUCUGGGAGAGAAGAGUUGUUGAAGCAACUAAAAGCAGUUGAAGAUGCUAUUGCUAGGAAAAGAUCAAAAUUUCCAGUGAUUACCACUAAAUACUUAAUUGCAGUGAAUGACAAAGGCAGUGAAAUUCGUAUAAACAAAAAUUCAGAGUAUGUAAUACUCAUAAUUAUUAAGAGAAAGCUGUCUGGUGCCAAUACACUAUUAUGGGAGCAUUAA
Messenger RNA from Schistocerca nitens (vagrant locust), 3183 nucleotides. Its product is annotated as zinc finger CCCH domain-containing protein 18-like. The record is from RefSeq and is a predicted model, not a curated record. Lineage: Eukaryota; Metazoa; Arthropoda; Insecta; Orthoptera; Acrididae. Gene Ontology annotation, molecular function: metal ion binding.